Molecule: messenger RNA, 789 nt
Organism: Chanos chanos (milkfish)
Lineage: Eukaryota; Metazoa; Chordata; Actinopteri; Gonorynchiformes; Chanidae
Gene: pou2af1
Product: POU class 2 homeobox associating factor 1
Exons: 5
Coding region: 1-789 (262 amino acids)
Biological process (GO): positive regulation of transcription by RNA polymerase II
Cellular component (GO): RNA polymerase II transcription regulator complex
Molecular function (GO): transcription coactivator activity; POU domain binding; DNA binding
Source: RefSeq, a predicted model, not a curated record
AUGCACAUGGGAAAAUCAUCAUCAGAGCAGUCUGCCGGCAGGCCAUACCAAGGUGUACGAGUCAAAGAUCCUGUCAAAGAGCUGUUACGCAGAAAAAGAGGACACAAUGCCAGCAAUAUCAAAACAGCGCCCCCUACUGCUGUGGUGGUCCCAAACAACAGUUUCCCAUCAUAUUCACAUGUUGGGGCACCCAUGUCUGUGGAGUCCACACACAAUGUGCCUAAUGACUCAACAGUGGAUCUAGGAGCUCUUUGCACGGGUUGGAUAGCCCAACCAGCGUCCGCUCCUCUGCAGUCCACAGGGCAGUGGUCUUCUCCAGAUUGCCUCCACCAUGACCAACCUGUGACCACUUUUACCUCUGACAUGUAUGUGCAAACAGUCUGCCCCAGCUACACUGUAGUAGGUCCGCCAUCCAUGCUUACCCUGCCUCAUGCACCUCUCUUCACAAACUUCGGGACCUUGGGCCCCACACCCUCAGCUCUCCCUCAGGUUGAUCUGCCAGACACGUCACUCACAUACAUUCCUUGGGCGCCGCCACUAACCACCCUCUCCAGUCCUGUUAUGCAGUGCUCCCCAUGCCCUCCAGCCCUGUCUGGGACCCAGCUGCUCCCGGUGCCUGUGACCUUGCCUUUGCCUUUGGCCGAGUCCAACCCUGAACAAGCAGAGUCUGCAGACCAGGCCCAGGAAGACACACUCGCCCUGGAGAAGCUUCUCGAGGAUCAUGAAGAACAGGAGGAUCAAAAAGACUCAUACAUAUGCGGUCCCUCACUUUUUUCACAAGACAUGUGA